AUGUCUACUUCGAAGUAUACCUCGAAGCUCGCUGGUCAACGAGUCCUAAUCCUAGGUGGUAGCUCAGGACUCGGCUUCGCCGUCGCCGAAGCUGCCCUUGAGUACGGUGCCCACAUCAUCCUCUCCAGCUCCAACCAAAGCAAGCUCGACAAAGCCGUCGACCGUUUGAAAGCAGCUUAUCCCACUCAAACCUCAACGCAGACCAUCAUCACCCACGUCUGCGAUCUCUCUGACGCUGUCAACCUCGAUAGCAACUUUGCAAGACUGUUCCAGGCUGCCACAGCCAACGGCGCACACAAAUUGAAUCACAUAGUCUCCACUGCUGGCAAUCCAUUGCAUAUGCCUCCGCUAAAUGAUAUCCAAGCGCAAGACAUCUACAGGGACAUGAAUGUGCGCCUCGUCGCCCCGGCUGUGAUGGCAAAGUUCAUUCCCAAGUAUGUGGAGUCAUCACCGUCAAGCUCCCUUACUUUGACUGGUGGCGUACGAAGCCGCAAGCCUGCACCUGGUUGGACUAUUAUUACAGCUGGUACUUCCGGGGUUGAGGGGCUUGCGCGUGGGUUGGCGCUAGAGCUGGCGCCUGUUCGUGUCAACACUGUGGCACCGGGUGCCGUGAAGACUGAAUUAUGGGAUCCCCUGCCUAAGGAAAUUUUGGAGAAUUUGCUGCAGGAGUCUAGGGAUCAGUCGACUACUGGAACUGUGGCGGCGCCAGAGGAUCUGGCGGAGAGCUAUAUCUACUUAAUGCGGGAUCGUUUCGUGACAGGGUCGGUGAUUGAGUCAAACGGCGGAGUUUUGCUGAAGUAG
Penicillium pulvis is the source of this 801-nucleotide messenger RNA. RefSeq names its product NAD(P)-binding protein. The record is from RefSeq and is a predicted model, not a curated record. The coding region runs from base 1 to 801 and encodes 266 amino acids. Gene Ontology annotation, molecular function: oxidoreductase activity. Lineage: Eukaryota; Fungi; Ascomycota; Eurotiomycetes; Eurotiales; Aspergillaceae. The transcript has a single exon.